Messenger RNA from Fusarium verticillioides 7600, 3613 nucleotides. RefSeq lists its product as hypothetical. The record is from RefSeq and is a predicted model, not a curated record. The transcript has 2 exons. Bases 1670 to 3004 code for a protein of 444 amino acids. NCBI's taxonomy places the organism in Eukaryota, Fungi, Ascomycota, Sordariomycetes, Hypocreales, Nectriaceae.
CCUCUCCGCCCAGUGCGAGCUUUCCAUUGCCCAUCUCGAUUAAGCCUGGAGCGGACGUCGGAUGGGCUCGCCAAGCUAGACCACGGGGCCACUGUCCACUCUACCCGUCUCGGAAGUUGGGGAAAUGGAGAGCGAGCAGGCAGAGUAGGCAGAAGUUCUAGUGCUGUGGCCUGUGGGUGAGUGAGGUGAGUGAGUGAACUGUACAAAAUCGUGUACUGUAUCAUGUACGACGAGAGGAUGAGAACAUGGACGCGUCGGGUGACGAAUCAGCCCAGAAUCGUCCAUGGCAGAGGCGAUUUGACUGCUGAUGAUUCCCAACAAGAAAAACGGACGAUGAGAACCCGAACGCGACCCGGUACGUCUCCCUUGCUAUCGCACUUGGUCGACAUGCUCCCGCUGAACUCUUCUUCCAUCUCGACCGGCAACGUUUGUCCAGGCCAGACGGGCCCUGCUGAUGAGUUGAGUGAGAUACAGCUGCUCCAGGGAAACGGUUAGUUUCAUCCCCUGGCCACAACGUUGUGCAGCGGACGAGAGGACCCUGGCACGUCUGCACUUCUUUUUAUGAUGGUGCACAAAGAGAACCAUUACCCAUUUCAUACCUUAUCGAGAAAAGCCUAUCCAAGGAUCCAAUCACGGGCACAGCGCAAAGCACAGCGCCUCAUGCACCACGAGGAGGGGAAUGAGGGGAUACGUACCUCGGAUUUCCGCCCGUCUCCCUCCCGUCGUUGUUUCUCGCUGGUAGAUGGUACCUGAAAGUCAACAAUGAAGUUUAUACACUUGCAGCUGCCUCUUCAUAAAAGGAGUCAGGCACUAUCGUGUCGUAUCUCCUUCUCACAUAUCUAUCUAUUCAGGUCGCCAACAAGGGGAAGAUGGCUCAGCCCCUGUUUGCCGUCCGAUUGCGACGUUCUCUCUGGCCAGUUCCUUAAUAGGGCGCAUCGUACGCCCACUGUUUACAAAGGACACGCCCCCCACGAGCCAGGUCAGGCGCUCUCCCACUCCUCUUCCUUGCUGCACCUCAGUUCGGGCAACAGAGCCAACCAAUUGGCUCGUCUUACACUCUCCACCUGUCGCCAUUGAAUGGAUGGAUGCCCCUGGGCUUAGGGGAGAAGGCGUUGGAACCGGUGGCCGCUCCAGGCUUGUUUGGCUACUUGGUUCAUUCAAGUAGAGCCAUAGAGGGAGGCCCCUCUCAUACUUUCAAGGCCAAGGUCAUGUUCAGUGAUUCCUCAAUGGGUACUAGCGAGGUGAUAAAAUCACACAGCCAUCUAUUCAGAGCCAAGAUACACUCCCCCGCACCUUCUGCCACACACCUUGGCUGGUCUCCCAAAAUAUUAUUUCUCGUUUGUCUCUGGGACUUUACUUCUCCUUCUUCAACACUUGACAACCUCACUUUGCAAACUUUCAAGCCCAAAAGCAACUAACAACACCAAUCCAAACACAUAGUUCGAGAUCGACACGACUGAAGUCGGUCGAAUCCUGAACAUCCAUCCCAAGUUGCCGGCAAUGGCCUCAUCCAAAGUACGCUGCCCUCAAUCCUCAGAGGGAAACCGACCCGAGCCCUGCCUCAUACCCCGAUCUUGCCCUGUCAUGAUCUCUCCGUGCACGACCUGCCAGAUGGCAGAACAACCUUCCAAGGCCCAGAUUUGCUGAUCUCCUUCGUCCACUUCAGGAAAUGCAGCAGUCCUCGAGGCCAUUGACUCAGAAUCGUUCUCCGAUGUCGUCCACGUCGUCGGCCCUGCCUGGCCGUCAAUCCCACGCUCGGACGAGCUCGCACUCGCUGCUAACAGGUGCUCUGAACGCCAACCACCGAGUGACUCGACGCAAGUCUGUCACCAACCCGAAUGCCAAUGUGACCGCGAUCGCCGCCGCUCUUCGGGAAAGUGAGCGUUCUUCCGCCUUGCCUAUCGGUAGUGGUGGACGCCGGAUGUCCAAGAGCGCUGCUGCCCGGGCCGCUCUCGUCGGCAGCCUUCCCUCUCCCCCCGCUAGUCUCCCGAACCACAAGUCGAUACCCGAAACGAAGCAAGAACUCAAUGGUAGCGCCAUUGAGGACGAUGUGAAUGAGGGCUCGGCUGACGAGGGAGCUACCAAGUUCCAGAAGGCUCGUCAACGCCGUGCCAGCGAUGGCCAGACUCUCAAAGAGAGCAAGAAGAGCAACAGGGUUGAGGUUCGCUGUGACAAGUGCGGUAAAGGCUACAAGCAUAGCAGUUGCUUGACUAAGCACUUGUGGGAACAUACACCUGAGUGGGCUUUGACCUCGAAGCUGCUCAUUUCCAAGCAUCAGCAGGUUCAACUGCUUGAGGCUGCUUCUGUUCUGGUAACCAUGAACGGCGUUGAAAACAGCGCUGACACCCCCCCCGAGUCCACCAAGGACUUCCAGAGUGAAGCUGGUUCAUCCUCGCCUGCUGCGUCUGGAUACUCCGAUCCCGCUGAGCGACAAAGCUCUGCCGACACUACCCCACCUCCGUUUGCUGAAGGGGUCAAUGUUGACGGCACUUCGUACCGAAACAAGCGCUUCAGCAGCAAUGGCGGAUACGCGACCAGCUUCCAGUCUGCUUCGGCUGCCUCCUUCGGAGCAGGAAGUAUGCCGUACGGUUCAGGAUUUGGUCACUACCGCCAGCCAAGCCAUGAACACCGCCCAGGAUCUUCCGGGCGUAACGCUACAGGCGAGGACGAUCGGGACCUGGCUGCUGCUGUUGAGCUUCUUAGCUGCAGCUUUGGGAGCAACAACGGAUCCCGACCUGCCAUGGUUCCUGCUGAUGCCCCUCCCGUUCCUCCGCUGCCAGCUCAAUACCUUGAUCAGGCAGCAUCUCUGUCUGCAAGCUUCAUUAACAGCUUUCCAAGUCGACAGCCUGAGAGCUUCACUCGUGGUGAGAUGAGACGCCCCAGCGACGACGUCAGAAUGGAGGGUAGCGGUGAUUCGGUCAUGGAUGAUGACGACUUCGAGAUGCGUUCGCGCGGUCGUAGUGAAGAUGAUGACGAUGGUGUUUUUGGUCGCAUGGAGGAAUGAAAGAUUUUGUAUGCAUCACUAAUGGGUUAACGAUUGGGACGGAGUAUAUGUCUUGGGUCGGGCAUGUUGGCUCUGGAGUUGGAUUAUAUAUGGGAUGACGUCGAUGGACAUACACGUUAUUCCUUCUUAUUUAUAUGUACACAUACCUAUACAGCGUGUUGGUUGAGGUGGACCAAGCUCCGCCACGGAUCUUUAGCACCGAUGAGUUGGAAAGGCCCUUCUUUGCUUCGCCCAGGUUAUUUGGGGAUACAAGGAGCUAGAUGAGAUUGCAUUGCCACGAGGUUAAAGUGAGGAUUCGGAUAGGCGUCGAGUUGGCACCCAAAUAAAGACCUAUCUAUCAAAUGGAUCAAAUAUUGAGAAUCACAUUGUCGUGUUCUAACAUUGACUCACCAUGAGAUGUGAAUAGGAAUGAAGAAGCAUCAAAUUGAGAAGAAUGAGAGAGGUGAUGAGACAUCACGCAGUUCUUCAAAGUCACAACGGAGCAGAAGAAGAUGCAGACUCUUCUGUUAGAGGACUGUUGAGAGAAGGGAGAUAGCAAGAUGGGAGAAAGCGAGCAGCUUCCUCCUCUUGACCACACUUGAUUGAAGCGCGAAUGAUGGAUCUUCAAUU